Messenger RNA from Quercus robur (English oak), 1138 nucleotides. RefSeq names its product PRA1 family protein B4. Gene Ontology annotation, cellular component: Golgi apparatus; endoplasmic reticulum. The transcript has a single exon. Bases 181 to 846 code for a protein of 221 amino acids. Gene Ontology annotation, biological process: vesicle-mediated transport. Lineage: Eukaryota; Viridiplantae; Streptophyta; Magnoliopsida; Fagales; Fagaceae. The record is from RefSeq and is a predicted model, not a curated record.
UUGUAAAACCACUAAAACAAAACCAAAAAACGUCCUCUCUCUCUCUAUUUCCCACCCAUUUCCCACGCAUCUUCCUUCUCACUUUCCUUUUUAUCUCAAAACUCCAAAUAAAAACUCUUUCAUUCACUCUUCCAAUUCCCAAAUUCUCAGAUCCAACAAACAAACACAAAGUCAACAAUCAUGUCCUCCACCACAUCUCCCCCAAUUCUCCCAAUCUCAAACACCACCACCACCGCCCAAUCGUCCCAACCACCAAUCGCCACCCCAGCUUUUCGCAACUUCAUCAGCAACAUAACCGAAUCGGUCCGCAACAACCUCGCCCAGCGCCGCCCGUGGUCCGAGCUCGUCGACCGAUCCGCUUUCUCGAAACCCGAAUCCUUUUCCGACGCCACCCUCCGCGUCCGCAAGAACUACUCCUACUUCCGCAUCAACUACCUCACCGUCAUCGGACUGGUCCUCGCUUUCUCUCUCCUCUCUAACCCUAUCUCUCUCCUCGUCCUCCUCGGCCUCCUCUCCGCUUGGCUCUUCCUCUACCUCUUCCGCCCCUCCGAUCAGCCUCUAGUCCUCUUCGGCCGUGCUUUCUCCGAUAGGGAAACCCUAGGUAUCCUCGCCGUUUCGAGCAUCUUCGUCAUUUUCCUCACCUCCGUCGGAUCGCUACUCAUCUCAGCUCUCCUCAUCGGAGUCGCUCUUGUUUGUGCUCACGGCGCGUUUAGGGCUCCGGAAGAUCUGUUUCUCGAUGAACAAGAAAAUGUCUCCACCGGAUUUCUCUCCUUCAUUGGCGGCGCUGCCUCCAACGCCGCAGUCGCCGCUGCUGCAGCAACUCCUGCCGUCGCCGCACGCGUCUGAGACCACACACUUGUUGAAGGUUCUUCUUGUCAAUUGAAAGUUUUUUAGCUUUUGGUAGACAAGAAAAUAAAUGUUUUUUUUUUCCUUCUUGACAAUUUUUUGAUAUAUAGGCGAAAAUUGAAGGUCUUUGUUAUGGAUCUGUGAUGUUUGAUUUGGUUUUAGGUAGAAUGUGAAACUUUUGGUGGUGGAUCUGUAAGUUCUAUAUGUUCUUUUUAAUUUUCUUUAUGUGAUACAAAUUCAUUGAUUCAGAUCUAUAUGGGGUACGCGUAUCAAGAUUUUGUUUCUGUGCAAA